UCAAAUUACAAACAUCCUUGAUACUAUAAAAGGACGGCCUUCCAAGCUAACUCAACAUCAAAUUAACCACAAAAAUCCUGGAGAUCUAAUUCAAGUUCUAUUGUAACUUUUCUGAAUUAGCCAGUGAGAUUUUCCUUCAUGGCGACUGAUCACUUAUCUGAUGAGGUGCUGAGUACCUUUGUGCCCAUAGUGGUGUACUGGGUGUUUUCGGGCAUAUACGGACUUCUUAGUUACAAUGAGAGCUGGAGGCUUCACACAAAGAGCGAGGAAGAAGAGAAGAACAUAGCUUCCAAAGGACAAGUGCUGAGGGGUGUGCUUCUUCAGCAGCUGGUUCAAGUGGUGGUCGUCUUCUCCAUUCUGAAAUUGAUCGGCGACGACAGCGGAGUACCGCCCCCGCAGCCUUCGUUGCUGGUAAUGGCACGGCAGUUCUUGAUCGCGAUGAUCGUGCUCGACUCAUGGCAAUACCUGGGCCACCGCUACCUCCACAUCAACAAGUUCCUGUACAAACACAUCCACUCCUACCACCACGCCCUCAUCGCUCCCUAUGCCUACGGAGCCCUCUACAACAACCCCAUCGAGGGCCUCAUCCUCGACACCAUCGGAGGAUCCAUGGCCUUCCUCCUCUCUGGGAUGACCACUCGCACCAGCAUCUACUUCUUCACCUUCGCCACAAUCAAGACCGUCGACGUCCACUGUGCCCUGUGGAUGCCGUGGAAUCCCCUCCAGUUCUUGUUCAACAACAAUGUCGCCUACCAUGAUGUCCACCAUCAGCUUAAGGGGAACAAAUACAACUACGCGCAACCGUUCUUCAUCUCCUGGGACAAGAUCUUUGGUACUUACGUGCCGUACACUGUUGUCGAGCGCCAGGGCGGCGGGUUUGAGGUCCGGCCAGAGCUGCCAAAGAAAGAAUGAAUUUCAGUCAAUUGCCACAUUUUUUAUUAAAUCCGAUGUUCUUCUUCUUCUUAUUAUUAUUAUUUUCAAAUGAAAGAAGACACCAUGUUUGUGCGCCUUUUAUCCCUUUGUAGCUGAGAUUGGGAAAUUAAAGUGAACCAUUCUCUUAUGCACAUACGUGUGCGUGUACAUUUUUAUGGUAUGAAAAGUUUUAAUUCAUUUGUACUCGACUAAAUGUCUUCCUAUGAAGCUCUCUACGCUACUAAACAAGUUUAGACCA
Asparagus officinalis (garden asparagus) is the source of this 1171-nucleotide messenger RNA. RefSeq names its product sphinganine C4-monooxygenase 1-like. The record is from RefSeq and is a predicted model, not a curated record. Gene Ontology annotation, biological process: lipid biosynthetic process. Gene Ontology annotation, molecular function: oxidoreductase activity; iron ion binding. Bases 139 to 912 code for a protein of 257 amino acids. NCBI's taxonomy places the organism in Eukaryota, Viridiplantae, Streptophyta, Magnoliopsida, Asparagales, Asparagaceae. The transcript has a single exon.